UGUAACCCUAAUAAUAUUAAUAUCAUAUUUUAUUAUAAAAUUUCUUCAUAUGUGAUAUUAUUAUUUAAAAAAUGUUACGAUUAACACAAAAUCUAUCGUUAUUAUGGUUGCUAUGGCUUUUAUUUUAUAAUUAUUAUUGUCAUGGCAACAAUCACAACAAAUCUUUUAUAAACAAUGGAUAUUUUCAUGAAUUAAAUCAUGAUCUAUAUACUGAAUCAUUUAAUUCAAUGAAUCAUUUCUUUAACAAAAAUGUAUAUACAAAUUUAAAAUUGCCUCAAAGUAAAACAUCAUGUACAAAUGAUAUACUUAAUAUUAUAUUGGGUAUAUAUGAAAAGAAAAGUUGGGCAUUACAAUGGUUAGAUGCUACAACACAUCCUCCAUCAGGAAUUCUAGGUGGUGCUGUACAUUGGGUGGGAAGUUAUGAUGUAUGCCUUAAAUGUUUAGGAUAUCAUUCAAUUGAAAAUGAAGAACCGAAAUUUCAUGGAUCAUAUUGUACUAUGGUAUUUAAUAUGAAUACUUCUAUAGCAAUUAUUCCGGAAUUAAGAAUGUCCAUUGGAUUAUGUAUGCCUAAUACUUGUACUAGUGAAGAGGUUAGAAGUAUUAUCAAUACAACUGCGUAUUAUCUCUUACUUAGAUUGAAUCAAAAGGAAAGUUUUUGUCAUCGACUUGUUGGUGAUGUUCAAAAAGACACAUGGUAUUACAUAGCUAUAUCAAUAUGUUCAGUAUUAACUAUCCUUGUGAUAAUUGCCACAAGUAUAGAUAUGUUUUUAUACAUUAAAUGGUAUCAUAUACAACAUUUAAACAAGUAUAUUACUGGAAUAAAUCAUAUCUCCGAAAGAAACUCAAUUGAAAAUGUAAAUCAUAUUGAAGAACAAACAUAUCGUUCAUUAGAAUCAGAUGAUAUUAUCCAUAAUGAUCAAGAACUGGAAAGUGUGAGGCUAAUUGAUGAGAAAUACUUGACAACAUUCAAUGAAUAUAGAAAAUGUAUUUUGGAAAAACGUAUUGUCACCAAGAUACUAUGUGCUUAUUCAUUACCAAUUAAUACAAUGAAAUUAUGUGCAAAAAGAAAUGAAGAUAAUAAAUCUAAUGGAACACAUAAUAUCUCAUUAACAUUUUUUGAUGGUAUUCGAUGUAUUUCAAUGGUCUGGAUUAUUGGAGCACAUAUAUUACUGCAUGGUUAUAAGUUGACAAAUAAUUUAUUGAUAUUAGCUGGUGAAUUUCGACGUAUUUGGCUAUUCGGAAUGUAUUUCAAUGGACAUUUAGCUCCAGAUAUCUUCUUUUUUAUGUCGGGUUUAUUAAUAUGUUAUUUAUGUAUGGGACGAAUCACAAAUGUAAAUGGUGUAAAAAACUAUAUGAAAUUUUGGUUAAUGUUAAUCGUACAUCGCUUUAUCAGACUUACUCCAGCUUACCUUGUUACAGUUAUCUUCUUUACGGGUUUAUUAAAUCAUAUAUACGAUGGACCAUUUUUUCCUCAAGAUAUACAUUCACCAGUAAUAGAGAAUUGUCGAAAACAUUGGUAUUUCUUUUAUUUAACUAAUGUAGUCGAUUUUCAGAAUAGUUGUUUACAAUGGUCGUGGUAUAUUGCAAAUGAUAUACAAUUCACUGUAAUUUUGGCUCCAAUUUUUAUAACUUUACUUAUGUGGAAACGAAUAACUGGAAUUCUAUUCGCUCUUUCAUUUAUUCUAUUAUCUUCAUUAAUCACUUAUUUCACUGCCUAUAUUCAUUCAUUUGAAAUUAUGGAUAUAGUUAAAGAAGAAAUCUAUGUGAGACCAUAUACACGUUGUGGAACAUAUAUGAUUGGAAUGUUAACCGGCUGGUUAUUAUAUGAUUAUCCUAGAGUUGAAAUGAGAAAUACACGGAGAAAUCAGAUUUUUAUUGUAUCAAUUGGUUACCUAGUCGCAGCAUUUCUUUUCGUUCUACCAAUAUUCGUUUCCUAUGGUGUAUUGAGUGGAUUACUGACUGAGAUGAGUCAUAGAACAGCAGCCGCUUAUUUAGCAUUCCAUCGUGUGUCGUUUACUUUAGGCAUUGGCAUUUCAGUUUACUUAUGUGCAACAGGAUGGGGAAAGCCUAUUAACAAUCUGUUUGCAUGGUCUGGAUUUCGUGUACCAGCUCGUCUUACUUAUAACGCUUACUUAAUUCAUCCUAUCCUUGUUAUAAUAUUCAUUAAUGGUGCACAAACUCCAUUUAUCAUAGAUCAAUUGGAGGUUGAUCCGUGAACAAACAUUAACUUCAGGUAAAGAACAGUCCUCAAGGUUUAACUUUACUCAAUAUUUGCUCUGUUAUAGCAAUCAUUAUGAUUUUUUUUGAAGUGAGGAAAAAAUUACUAUUCAGAUCAGGUAAACAUAUUUAAAGAAGAUUCAUACUCUGACCUGAGUCAAUCCAUUAUGAAUACUACUUUUUUGGUGCAGUAAAUCUUAUUAAUAAUUAAACUACCCACCUCAUGAAGCACAUCAUCGAAUGUAUCAUACAUGUUAUGUGAACAACACUAAUAAUAAAAUUAAUAAUAAUAUCCGUUUAUUUUCAGGUUCGUUUAACAGCUUCAACAACUGUAUUCAGUUAUAUCGUAGCGUAUAUCCUAUCAAUGACAACUGAAUAUCCUAUAAGUAUAUUAGAGAAAUAUCUCUUUCGUUAAAGAUUUAUCUACAUUAUUUAUCAGAUAUUUAUUACACACAAUUAUAUCUUACCCUUUUUAUAAUUGUCUAUUGUGACGAUGAUAACAUUAUUUUGUCAUUUUUUUUUAUACAUGUAUGACUUGUACUGAAAAUCGGAAAAAUAUUUUUGUUUCCAUGUUUUUUGUUCUUUAAAUCUCAGAUUAAAAGUUUGUCUAUAGUAA
Molecule: messenger RNA, 2833 nt
Organism: Schistosoma bovis
Lineage: Eukaryota; Metazoa; Platyhelminthes; Trematoda; Strigeidida; Schistosomatidae
Source: the annotation of a GenBank genome assembly